This is a messenger RNA of Chiroxiphia lanceolata (lance-tailed manakin), 1691 nucleotides long. Its product is annotated as pancreatic alpha-amylase. Bases 16 to 1557 code for a protein of 513 amino acids. The transcript has 10 exons. Gene Ontology annotation, molecular function: alpha-amylase activity; cation binding. NCBI's taxonomy places the organism in Eukaryota, Metazoa, Chordata, Aves, Passeriformes, Pipridae. The record is from RefSeq and is a predicted model, not a curated record. Gene Ontology annotation, biological process: carbohydrate metabolic process.
UCAGUAGAUGGCACCAUGCAAGUCCUGCUCCUCCUCCUCGCAGCUGUGGGGUUUUGCUGGGGGCAGUACAACCCCAACACCCUCUCUAAGAGGACAUCUAUUGUACAUCUCUUUGAAUGGCGCUGGGCGGAUAUUGCUCUGGAGUGUGAACGCUAUUUAGCUCCUAAUGGAUUUGGAGGUGUUCAGGUUUCACCUCCAAAUGAAAAUAUUGUUGUUACUAACCCAAACAGACCUUGGUGGGAAAGAUACCAGCCCAUUAGCUACAAGCUCUGCACUCGGUCAGGAAACGAAGAUGAGUUCAAAGACAUGGUGACCAGAUGCAACAAUGUUGGAGUUCGUAUUUAUGUGGAUGCUGUCGUCAACCACAUGUGUGGGGCUGCAGGUGGCUCAGGCACACAUUCUACCUGUGGAAGUUAUUUUAAUGCUGGAAACAGAGAUUUUCCAGCUGUGCCGUACUCUGGCUGGGAUUUCAAUGAUGGCAAAUGUCACAGUGGAAGUGGAGAAAUUGAAAAUUAUGGUGAUAUAUAUCAGGUCCGGGACUGCCGCUUGACCAGCCUUCUGGAUCUGGCCCUGGAGAAGGACUACGUGCGCUCAAAGGUGGCUGAGUACAUGAACCAUCUCAUUGACAUUGGCGUAGCAGGCUUCCGAAUUGAUGCUGCCAAGCACAUGUGGCCUGGAGACAUUAAAGCAUUUCUGGACAAGCUGAAAGAUCUAAAUACUGCAUGGUUUCCUGAAGGAACAAAACCAUUCAUUUUCCAGGAGGUAAUUGACCUGGGUGGAGAGCCGAUCACAGGCAGCGAGUACUUUGGAAAUGGCCGAGUGACAGAGUUCAAAUACGGUGCAAAGCUGGGGACAGUGAUCCGCAAGUGGAACGGAGAAAAGAUGGCCUACCUAAAGAACUGGGGAGAAGGCUGGGGCUUUGUGCCUUCCGACAGAGCCCUGGUGUUUGUGGACAAUCAUGACAACCAGCGGGGGCACGGGGCCGGUGGAUCUGCUAUUCUGACCUUCUGGGAUGCCAGGCUCUAUAAAAUGGCAGUUGGUUUCAUGCUGGCCCAUCCGUAUGGGUUCACACGUGUGAUGUCAAGUUUCCGCUGGCCAAGAUAUUUUGUCGAUGGAAAGGACAUCAAUGACUGGGUUGGACCCCCAAGUAACUCGGAUGGCUCAAUAAAGCCUGUGACAAUCAAUGAGGACACUACCUGUGGCAACGACUGGGUUUGUGAACAUCGCUGGCGUCAGAUAAAGAACAUGGUUAUCUUCCGUAACGUGGUGGACGGUGAGCCUUUCUCCAACUGGUGGGACAACGGCAGCAAUCAAGUAGCUUUUGGCCGUGGUAAUAAAGGCUUCAUCAUUUUCAAUAAUGAUGACUGGAAUAUGAGUGUUUAUUUGCAAACUGGACUGCCUGCUGGUACGUACUGUGAUGUUAUUUCUGGACAAAAGGAGGACAACAAAUGUACUGGAAAACAGGUGUAUGUUUCUGGUGAUGGAAAGGCUAAUUUCCAGAUUAAUACUGACGCUGAAGAUCCAUUUAUUGCAAUUCAUGUUGAUGCGAAAUUGUAACUCCAGAGAAGUGUCCUCCUCUGUGCAUUACUGUUUCCCCUAUAUGUGGUUUCCUGGUUUUUGAGCAUGAAUGAUUCUGUAUCUAGUAAAUAGUAAAUGGCAAGUAAAUUGAAGAGUAGUGCUUUUUCCCUUAA